Blastomyces gilchristii SLH14081 is the source of this 3750-nucleotide messenger RNA. RefSeq names its product C2H2 transcription factor. Bases 1702 to 2718 code for a protein of 338 amino acids. Gene Ontology annotation, biological process: regulation of transcription by RNA polymerase II. The transcript has 2 exons. Lineage: Eukaryota; Fungi; Ascomycota; Eurotiomycetes; Onygenales; Ajellomycetaceae. Gene Ontology annotation, molecular function: RNA polymerase II cis-regulatory region sequence-specific DNA binding; DNA-binding transcription factor activity, RNA polymerase II-specific. The record is from RefSeq and is a predicted model, not a curated record.
UCGCAAUAUUGAGACAGACAAGAUGUUGGGCAAUUGGGAAUUGAAUUCUUAAAAUUACUACUAGGAGGAAUCCGAUCAUCCUCUCUCUCUCUACCUUAAUGCUAUUUUUUGCCGCUGUUGAUUAAUUAUUGGGUAUGGCAUGGCAAGUAUCGAGAUCUCGGUUCGACGUUGAUGAAUGAUGACGAUGCGGGGGACAGCUUUUGGAAGCCUUUCUUUUUUGCGCCUCACCAACGUUAUAUUGCUUUUCCUCCCUCGCAUUCAUCUUGGACUCUGGGAUAUGAUAUGAAUUAUGGAUGGGGAGGAGGAGUAAUAAUAAUAAUAAUAAUAAUAAUAAUAAUUAGUGAGAAGGUUUGGAGCCUGCAAGCCCCCUCCUGGUGGUCUUCUUCCCCUGGCGCGCUUCCAGCUGGCCAACUAAAAGUCUCUAUCUAGAACGUUGCAGAGAGAGUUCUUUUGUUUUCUAGGUUAGGUUGCCAGUUGCGCUUUAUUGCGCUUUUGCUCCAAGCACUAAUAAACGCUAAUCCGCUCGGUUCCCUGUUGCUCCUCUGCUAUGGAGUCUGGCAACGGCCGCCGCCGCCGUGUUGUCGUAACUCUUGCUUGAAAGACGCCUCUUGGAUCUUCGACCUUUCUUGUUUCAUCCCUGGCAGCAUCAUCCCCCGUCCAAAACAGAGUACGGAGUAAGUUAUCGUAUGUUGUAAUGUACCCUCUUACUACUCCGUACUCCUUCCCCCUUCCCCCUUCCACGUCUCCGAUAAUUUCUGGUUCCUAUAUGAGCUCUUAGCCUCCCCGCCUUUCCCUCGGCUCUUCUUCUUUUUUUAUUAUUAUUUAUUGGUUAUUUUUCAAAAAGUCAGAAAAGAAAAGAAAAGGAAAGGAAAGGAAAGGGAAAAAAAAAAAAAAAAGGAAUAAAACUUGUCAUUUUUUUUUUUUGUCUGGUUGGUGGGAUUUAUUUAGCAUUGCCUUGCGCCUGCAUACAAUAACCAUCCUUUUCUCAAACCGACUCGUUUUCCCGUCCUGUCACUUGCCUCUGCAUGGCCUCCUAUUGAUCUAUAUUCUAUUUUCUUGGUGAUUGAACGUUUGACCUCACUGUGCACGAACCCCUCUGCCACCCUGUGUUGCAGCUCCAUCAGGCCUGGUUUUCAAUUUUUGUGUCCAGCAUUGUACCGCCCUCUGCCCCUUUCCCCAUCCCUUUGAUAGUCUCGGCCCUUGUUCAAUUAUCGUAACUGGCUGCUCUGGUGGUGUAUCAUAUCGUUCGGAAAGCGACGCCAUUGUCAACUAUCCUCCUCCCUCCUCCCUCCUCCCUCCUCCCGUUUUCCUAGAUUUCCCAUAUAUCGGGAUCCAAAGUCCCUUGGCGCGGGAUAGCUUUUUCAUUACUUAGCCGUUUGCGCCACACGUUACGUUACCCCUUUCUCACGGGACAUUUCGUCAAUUAUCGGAGGGAACAUACUUCCCGCGGCCUCACUAUCAAGCCAGAAUUCGUGCCAUACAACCUGGCGGACGAACAACAAGUUCUGUACAUCGUCCCCCACGGGGACAAGUUACACAGGGCAAAGACACAUACCGACUUUAUAUAGCUGAUACUGUUCCAUUGAGUGAAGAGUAUAUAUUGGUUGUAUAUAACCAAGAGACUGCGGCACGAAAGAAAGAAAGAAAGAAAGAAAGAAAGAAAGAAAGAAAGAAAGAAAGAAAGAAAAGAAAUACCAAGAUAUGGACCCUGGCCGUUCCAGCAUGAUAUCUAUUCUAAAUAACGACGACAACCCUUCUUUUGCGGUUCGACCCUCAAAAGCCUCAAAAUACUGCCCACAAACGGCCUCAUAUACUCACCAGCAAGUUCGCCAAUGGCCUUCGCAAGGUGGAUAUCAUCACAAUGUCCGGCCAGACGAGUCCAUUCUACCCCCUGGAUCUCCUGGUAUCUAUCGUCUAGAUUCAAGCUCGCAUCAUCACCAUCAACAUAGCAACGGGUUUAGUCAAAAUCCAGAGCAUUCCAUAUAUUACAGCCACCAGGCUCCCCCAAGUCAUGUUGCUAGUCCGUAUGGCCCCGCCAGCCGCCGUGGCUCGCAAUACUCCCAUCCUAUUGAAAAACUGUCCAUCGAGAGGAUCACACACAGCGAAAUCCCCCAUGGAGACCCACCCUCGCCCCAAACCUCGAUGAAUGGAUCAGGAGACUUGCGAGCAGCGAAAGUCAACAACAAGAAAAAUAAGUACCCCUGUCCCUACGCCACCUCCCAUUCCUGUACCGCAACCUUCACUACCUCCGGACACGCCGCACGACACGGCAAGAAGCACACGGGCGAGAAGGGCGUCCACUGCCCAAUUUGCAAUAAGGCAUUUACUCGCAAAGACAACAUGAAACAACAUCGACGCACCCACCGCCUCUCGAUAUCGAGCGAAGUAUCGCUGAAUCGGGGUGACGAGGACGCAACUGCUACUCCUCCAGCGGACUGGAAUAGCAGCAGGAGCCGCCAUUACGACCGGGACGAGUAUCUCAGUCUUGCGUCGCCCAUUUCCCCAACCGCAGAUGACAGGUCGGACGAAACCUCGAGUCGAUCGACGAGUCGCAGCUAUGGGGGACGGUCAUAUACUUCGCUAAAUGAGGCGGUGACGUCGUCCAUGCGCCAGGGGGAACCUAUGCGGAGGGCGUCGCGUUCUGACGGCAUUACCCGGGGGUUAGAUGCGCUUGCGGUUGCUGCUACGAAAUCGAAGCUGGACCGUUACCCGCGAUGAUGUAUGUAUGUAUGUAUGAAGGAGACGGACGAAAGGCGCUUGAUGUUCAUUAUAGCGAAUUCCCCUUUUGUUGAUUUGAUUUUGAGUUUGAGUUUGAUUUGUUUCUUUAAAUAAAUGAUAUGGAUGACAUGCAUGUCUUGAUUCCUUUUUUGAUAUCCUCAUCUAUAGAAGCAAAAUACUCCGCAUAGGAAAGCACCGCUGGUGUGGUGAUGGCGAAGGGCGAAGGGCGAAGGGCGAGGGGCGAAUUGGGCUUAGCUGGCGUGCUUUUCUGCUUUGAAUCUCCAUUCCUUUUCAUUUUUUUUUUUUUUUCUUUUUUGCGUUCUCGUCGUUGUAAACCAUCUAAUUCAUCAUCAAUUUUUUUUUUUUUUUUUCUCUCCUCUCCACUAGUUAGUUACCCACCCACACACACACAUUCUCCCCUUGUCGAUUUGUAGAUUAUCCGCGCCUUAAUCCUUCCUCGGAAUCAAAUCCAUGGUUUGAAACGAAGUCAAAGACGAAGACGAAGACGAGAAGACGAAAAGUAAAAACUUACAUAAUGAGACUUACACUCGAAACACGAACUGCGAAAGAUUCUCGGCGGGGGCCAAGGCUUCGCCGAUACAAUAAUAUAGAGAGCAAUUCAACCAAUUCAAUGUCAUGCUUGGAACUCUGCAACUCAGUUUAAACUAUGGUCUAGAUUCAACUACGUACAUGUACACAUACAUAUACAUGUACAUUACAUUAACAUGCAUCCUCUUGCGCGCAUCAUAGUUGCUUCAGAUUUUCCCAAGAGCCAGCGCCCUGGAGACACGUUUGCGUUGUUGUUGUUGUACUGCAUGCGUCUCAUUUUUAUUCCCAAUUCGGAAUUUUGAUCUAGAGUUUAUAUAUAGUUAGUACUUUUAUUAUCUCUUACGGUUUAUUUUUUUUUUUGGGGGGGGGGGGGAUUUUCUUUUCUCCCCAAUCUUUGGAAUUACCUAUCUAGUUAUUAAUGCCUGAGAUUCUUUCGCAUAGAUAUAAAUGUUAUCCAUGACCACCCACCCCCUCUUAGCUCGC